AUGACCCACCAUAAGGACAAUAGAGGUCUUGGGAUGCGAGAUAUCUUGGCUUUUAAUGACGCCAUGUUGGGUAAGCUGAGCUGGCGACUUAUUCAGAACCCGAAUAGCCUUUUGGCCAGGACAUUACUUGGUAAAUACUGCUGGAUGAAUGACUUCCUGAGCUGUGAGUGUCCUACGUCUGCUUCUCAUGGCUGGAGAAGCAUUUUGUGUGGUAGAGAUCUUAUUCGCAAAAACAUUGGAUGGGCUAUCGGUAAUGGCAAGUCUGUUAAGUUGUGGGGUGAGAACUGGUUAUCCACGUCCCAACCCUACUCCCCUCACGGUCCUUUGCUCCCGGAACAAGAGACUCUGCGGGUCUCAGACCUGUUAGAUGCCACUUCGUUUGAGUGGAGCUGUGAAAAAAUUUCGAAGCACCUCCCAGGCUUGGAAAACGAAAUCCUCGCAAUAAAACCAAGUAUUUUUGGUGGAAGAGACAGGCGUAUCUGGUUGAAGGACAAAUCAGGCGUCUACACUACCAAAUCAGGAUAUUAUGCUGCUAAGGAGGAUCGUCUCCCUCCCCAACUUGAUUCUUGUCUGAGCUGGAGAUCAGAUGUGUGGAGGAUCCAAACAGCUCCUAAAGUAAAGUCAUUUCUUUGGAGAGCAGCCAAUGGAGCUCUACCAGUGGGUGCAAAUCUGGAAAACCGAAUUCAAGCAAGUGCCUUUCCUUGCUCCCGAGUCACCUUGGGUUUUGACCCUCCUCCAAACCUCCAAUUUGACAGCCUGUGGAAAGCUUGUCGAUUGAUCAAAUGCCCCGAGGCUCCGUGCACCCCUGUUGGAUCUUUAGCCUCUUGGCUAUGCUGGUAUAUUUGGACCGCAAGAAACAAGAGGGUGUUUACGGACAGGGAUUUCUCUGUCUCUGAGAUCAUCACUAAUGCCCUCAAUGCUUCCAAAGAAUGGACUGCAAACCAGGGGAGUAAACCCAAGGCUGCUGAGUCAUUGGUGCCCCAUCUCCCCCAUGACGUUACCACUGAAGUGAUCUGCCACUCCGAUGCAGCGUGGAACGCAUCUAACAACACCGCAGGGCUUGGAUGGACAAUUCAAGCUGGGAAUGAGUCUCCCAUUCAGAAGUUCUCGGCGACUUCCCAAUGCGUCAGAUCACCCCUCAUGGCAGAAGGUCUUGCCAUUCGAGCGGCUCUUUCUCAUGCUGCAGCUGAAGAUAUAAGGUCUAUCUUGGUCAACUCCGAUUCCUUAUCAUUGAUUAGAGCUCUAAGCUCUGGAUCAUUCAUCUCUGAACUCCAUGGAAUUCUCGAGGAUAUCUCCUUACUUUCCAGUGGUUUUGAGAAUGCAACUUUCAAUUUUAUCCCUAGAUUAUCAAACACUGUCGCUGAUUCCCUAGCUAAAUCCGCUUUGUAUUCGGUUGAACCAAUUUCUAUUUGA
This is a messenger RNA of Eutrema salsugineum, 1413 nucleotides long. RefSeq lists its product as uncharacterized. NCBI's taxonomy places the organism in Eukaryota, Viridiplantae, Streptophyta, Magnoliopsida, Brassicales, Brassicaceae. Gene Ontology annotation, molecular function: RNA-DNA hybrid ribonuclease activity; nucleic acid binding. The coding region runs from base 1 to 1413 and encodes 470 amino acids. The transcript has 2 exons. The record is from RefSeq and is a predicted model, not a curated record.